UCGUAUCCAUGAUGUAAAUCUACUGGUGACCUAAUUAACCACAGCACAAACCGCAAAAUAUCAGACGCAUGGUUGUUUCUUUAAAAAGCCAUCGACUACUAUAUAUUGAUGCCAACAAAAAAAAAACACAAGGAAACGAUAAGGAGAAAGCGACAACGAAUUCUUCAGAAAUUUGCCCUCAAUGGAAUCAAAAUCGACGUCUGGUGGUGGUGGUGGUGUUGUCCGUCGCCAAUGUAAUCUGUCGAGAUAUGAUCCAUACGCAGUAGUGACAGAGAAUAAUAAUAAGGUCGACCACAUGAAAGAAGGGGUUGUACAACUUGGAGUUGAGCUUUCACUCUGUGUAGCUGAAUCCAUGUUUCUCCUGUGUGACGACAGGAAGAUUAUGUUGUUGUUCUGCUUUAUGAUAUGUAAAAAUUCAGACGACCCUGUGUCGGAAAGGCUGAUUCGUGUGAUGCAUCAUGUCUACACUAAUGAGAUCAUAUCCAAGAACAGACUGCAUCAUCAGGAUAAAAAGAUUUGUCCCAACUCGGUCCAUUGUGGAGUGAUCGGGAAAGCAUGGGAAGAUUUUGCUUACGGACUCCGAUUCCUCCAUCGCCUCACUAAGCUUUUCAGAACGCAACGUUUCCCUUUCAGAUAUCCUCUAUUAUCGAACAUGGAUACUGCAGAUAUCAAGCGGCACUUGAUCAAGAAGAUAGAGGCUAAACUGAGGUCUUCAAAAGAUGUUUCCCAGGCGAAUGGCUUUGAGAGGGAGACGUUAGAGCCUACCGUUUCCGAAACGUGGAUGUCUCUCUUUGAUGAAGAAGCUGUCCAAGCAAAGGCCACAAAGAUUAGGCUUCUUUGCGACUUGUUUCAGCCUGUUUUCGGCGAAUCAUGGCAGCCUGAGUGGGGGAGGUUUAGCGAACUGCGGCCUCUUUACGCUAUAGGCGAGGAUUUUGCAAAGCGGGAGGAGCUGAGAGAGGAGGCCGUGCGGCUCGGAGUCGAGCUCUCGCUCUAUGCUGCCGAGUCCAUGUUCUUGGUGUGCGAUGAUAUCCGUAGCGUGUUGUUGUUCUGCGAAAGGUUAUGGUUAGCUGUUGAAAAGGACCUGAGGCAGCCUCACGACAGUCCUGUCGUCGAGAGGCUUCUCCGUGUUUUUCAUUACAUCUAUUCGAAGCAUAUCAAACCGAGGAAUGAAGGACAAGUCUUUCGUGACCGCGGCACGUCGGUCCAUUGGAAACUGGCCAUGGCGUCUUUCGAGGAUUUUCACGCUGGAAUUAGAGAUCUGGAUGUUUUUGUGAGAGAAGGGAGGCAAGAGUUUGCGUCUGUUAGUAUUGACGAAGCGCUGAAGAACAUAGAGAAGAAGCUGAGGCGUGCCAAGGCUGUUUCGAAGGCGAAUGGGUUUGAGAGGAAUGCAAUGGAGUCUGACGUUUUGGUCACGUGGAAGUCUCUUUUUGACAAACCAACGGAGGAUCUAUGGACUCUGAAAAUGAUGAGGCUUGGGAUUCGCAAUGACAUGUUUUACCAUCUGUACAAGGAAAGAGCAGAAGCAAACUCGUUCGUUCGUUCUAUCAGUCGUCUUGAUAUAUGUAACUGAUGAACUUGGAUCAGAACACUUGUUAUUAACUUUUCAAGUUUGUUUUCUUUCUUA
Molecule: messenger RNA, 1624 nt
Organism: Raphanus sativus (radish)
Lineage: Eukaryota; Viridiplantae; Streptophyta; Magnoliopsida; Brassicales; Brassicaceae
Exons: 2
Coding region: 182-1570 (462 amino acids)
Source: RefSeq, a predicted model, not a curated record